Molecule: messenger RNA, 996 nt
Organism: Drosophila navojoa
Lineage: Eukaryota; Metazoa; Arthropoda; Insecta; Diptera; Drosophilidae
Source: RefSeq, a predicted model, not a curated record
ACAAGAUUGCAAUUAAAAUGUAAGGCAAGUAGUGAUUAAAGUUAGGAGAGUGCAAAACGCGUAGCUCCAAUUGGAGCUGAAUGAGCUAGGAGGAAGUUCCGGAAGUGGCAAACAAAGAGAGCCCAGGAGAAGCCCUGCACAACGAGUGGACAAUCCAGCAACUCCUACACACAGACGGAGAGAGAGAGAGAAAGGGAAAGAGAUAGAGGCAGACAACCCCCAUAUACUUCAGUCUAUAUGAUUAUCGUUUUGCUAUUGCUCUUCCAAUCGCUGUGCCUCUUUUGCCAACGUUUGGUGCUCCGCAUUCACGACCGAUGCUUUCCCCGGAACGUCCGUGUGAUCCAGGAGUUGGCCGAAACGGUGGGCGAUCGUAAGGCACUGCAGCAUCUUGAGAACCAGGAGCUGGAGCAAACGAAGCGCAAGCAAAAGCGUCGCCUCUUGGAGCCAAUUCUGCCACUCGGAGCGGGUCUCAAUCUGGAGGCUUGUCGCUUUUGUGCCCACAGUCCGCAAGGCUAUUGUCGGCACCAUUUCCACUUGCAGCUGCACACACAGAGGCGUGGCGACGAGCAGGACUACAAGCAGCAGCGCCGGAUACGUAGGGAGCUGAAACGCAGCCUGGAGCCCAGGAGCACUUAUCCCAUCAACUAUAGGCAAUAUAAUCGAGGUAGCAGCAGCUCCUUGAGCAGCGGCUACGGCUCAUUGGCAUCCAAUUUGCAAGAGGACACGUACAGCUAUCUGCAGGAGGAGGAGGAGGAGGAGGAGCGAGAGCAGGAGCAGGAGCCAGAGCAGGAAUCGAUUAAUCACUUGAUAACGAGUCAUCUCUAGAGCUGAUUCAGCUCGAUAAGAGCUCUUUAGACACAAACAGCAUUCACAUCACAAAGGACCGGAGGGCGUAGGAUACUUCUUGACCGCCUUAGAUAAGGGCUCUCCUCAAUGAGGGGAGGCAGCAUGAGCAUCGCAACAGACAAUCGGGCCUAGGCUACUUCACAUCAAAAG